This is a messenger RNA of Racocetra fulgida, 206 nucleotides long. The record is from the annotation of a GenBank genome assembly. Lineage: Eukaryota; Fungi; Glomeromycota; Glomeromycetes; Diversisporales; Gigasporaceae.
ACCUAUCUGAUAAAUUAUCUGAUAAAUAUGUUGUUUCAUUUUUAUCUAGAAAUCUUGCAGCUAAUGAAUUUUUGAAAGAGUUUAAUGAAGCUGAGAAUUCUGUAAAUAUAAAUGAUAUAUCUACAGAGUUAGAACAAACAGUAAUUAGUAAAAAAAGCAAAAAAAAAGUACUAGAAGAAAAAGUUGAAAUAAGAGUGAAAAAAUAA